This is a messenger RNA of Rotaria sordida, 903 nucleotides long. The record is from the annotation of a GenBank genome assembly. Lineage: Eukaryota; Metazoa; Rotifera; Eurotatoria; Philodinida; Philodinidae.
AUGGGAACAAUAAUGCCAUUAGGUUUUGAUGUUAUGAAAUCGAUUAUUAAAGAUUUUAAUACACAUAAAGAUGAACAAGCAAAUUAUGUUGUUCAUGUUGGUGAUAUAGCUUAUGCUGGAACGGGACAUGAAAAAGAAAUUCAAACAAUAUGGGAUUUAUUUAUGAAUCAAAUAUCUCCUAUAUCAAGUCAAAUUCCAUAUAUGACAGCAACUGGUAAUCAUGAAAAAUAUUAUAAUUAUACAAGUUAUAAAACAAGAUUUUUUAUGCCAUCAAAAACGAAACCAACUUCAUUAGAAAUUGAUGGAAAUUUUUAUUUUAGUUUAGAAACAAAUUUAGUUCAAUGGAUUUUUUUAUCAACUGAACAUAAUUAUACUAAUGGUUCUUCACAAAGAAAAUUUCUUGAAUAUAUUCUUCAACAAUAUGAACAAAAAUGGAAAAUGAAAGAAAGACCAUGGCUUAUUUUAGUUGGACAUCGACCUAUGUAUUCAUCAGAUCAAGCAACUGAUUCAGGUAAUUUACAAUCAGAACUUGAACCAUUAAUUAUUAAAUAUGGUGUUGAUCUUGCUAUUUGGGGACAUAUGCAUUGUUAUGAAAGAACAACACCUGUUAAAUAUAAUAAUUUUACUGAUAAAGAUCAUUUUUCAUCUGAUGGAAAAAUUUAUAAACAUAAUGCAACAGAAUUUGAUCAAACAAGUCCAAUUCAUUUAACCAUUGGAACAGCUGGAGCAUUAGUUCAUGAAAAUUGGAUACCAAAACCUGAAUGGUCUCAAACAAGAUAUCAAAAAUAUGGUUUUGGAAAACUUUUUAUUCAUAAUAAAACAAAUUUAGAAUUUAAAUCAAUUUUAACUGAUAAAACUUCUUCGGAUGAUGAAGAUAAUUUUAUGAUUAUUCGACAAUUUUAA